UUGCCGCCGCCCGCCGCGUAGUAGCGGGGCCGCGCCAGCGCCCGCCUGUUGUGUUUCUGUUGCCGCCCGCCAUCUUGUCGCCAGCGCUGCUGCCGUCGGGGCGAGCCGCGGGGCGGCGCGGCGCCUGCGGCCGGGCCCGCGCGACCGAGGAGGCGGCGGCGGCGGCGGCCGGGGCCCCGCCAUGAGCAUCGAGACGCUGCUGGAGGCCGCGCGGUUCCUGGAGUGGCAGGCGCAGCAGCAGCAGACCGCACGUGAGGAGAAUGAAAAGCACGAGAAGCUCCGCCUGGAGAGGGAGCAGGAGAAGAAGGCUGGCAAGGCCAGCGUGCCACGGGCGAACAGUGCUGCUUCCCUGGAGGAGCCCCGGAGUGAACUGCUGGUGCCCAUCUCCCCGCCAGCCCCGGCCCCUCCACCGCCCCCGCCCCUGGCAGCCCCCAUUUCUGUCAUUCCCAUCCCUGUUGUCACCAGCCCCCCCCAGCAAGCAGCACAGACCACCCUGUCCCCACCGCUUGUGCAACGCCACCAGCCCCUCGUAAGCACUCCCGGUGUCACUAAGGAAGCAUCUUCGGUUGCACCAGUCAUCCAGAGGCCGCCAGGCCCUCUUCUGUCGGACGGGAAAGCUGCUACACCCCCGUCAGGCAGCCCGAAGCAGCUCCAGCAUUACGCGGCACCGGUCCUGGCCAUCUCCCAGCACCAUGUGGUUCAGCAGCCCAUCCAGCCCCAGCCUCACCAGCCCCUGCAGCACCCGGGAGCACCCCCACAGCUCGGUGCUCUGAAGCUGGCUCCAGUGGAAGACACAAAACCAAAUGAGCAGAAGAAGAGACCUGGAGGGGUUGGGACCAGGGAAGUACAUAAUAAAUUGGAGAAGAACAGACGUGCACAUUUGAAAGAAUGCUUUGAGACAUUAAAACGCAACAUCCCCAAUGUAGAUGACAAGAAGACCUCAAACCUCAGCGUCCUAAGGAGUGCCUUGCGAUACAUCCAGACUUUAAAGAGGAAGGAAAAAGAAUAUGAACAUGAGAUGGAGAGGCUGGCAAGAGAGAAGAUUGCUACCCAGCAGCGACUGGCAGAAUUGAAGAACGAGUUGAGCCAGUGGAUGGACAUCUUGGAGAUUGACAGAAUUAUUCGACAGACAGUUCAGCCGGAGGAUGACCAGGCAUCUACCUCGACAGCAUCAGAGGGUGAAGAUAACAUGGAUGAAGACAUGGAAGAUGACAGGCCAGUGAACUCAUUACCAAAACUAACCCAGCGCCAGCACCCAGAGCUCCUGAAAGCCGUCCCUUCAAACGCUGCUUCCCACCACCCGGCAGUUCUGCCUCAGCACCUGUCCAUCCAGCAGAAACAAACCCCAGCCCACUCACAGCCUCCCAUCCAGACACAAGCACUGGUCCAGCCGCAGGCGAUCGUCCCUGCACAGACUCACAUCGUGGCGGCUUCGACAGUGCAAUCGACUGUUAUCGCCCACACCGCCACUACCCACGCUUCGGUCAUUCAGACUGUCAACCACGUGAUUCAGGGUCCACAGACCAAGCACAUUGCUCACAUUGCACCUUCCACAUCCAGCCCUGUGCAACUUACCACUGCUGCUCAGCCUAUUGGCCACAUCACUGUGCACCCAGCCACCAUCAACCACAUGGCCCACCUGGGCCAGCAGCUGCCCAUCUACCCUCAGCCCGUGGCCGUCAGCCAGCCCGUGGUGAGCCAUAUUGCUCACACGAUCUCGCACCAGCAAGUGAAUGGAACCACAAACCUUGGUCAGCAAGCGGUGAUGGCCAAGCCCGCUGUAGGAACCCAAGUUGUCCAUCACCCGCAGUUAGUUGGGCAAACGGUCCUAAAUCCAGUGACUAUGGUGACCAUGCCAUCAUUCCCAGUGAGCACACUGAAGCUGGCCUAGAGGGGAUCGUCCGACGGCGAGGUCUUUGUUGGGAACCUUUCCUAAACUCCAUACAUUCCAACCACGUCCAACUCCACGGGAGGGAAGUGCAGAACACGCUGAGUGGCAAGGUGCCGGGCUGGGCUGUCCUCAGCCGCCCAGUAACCAGCCUGCUGCUGGCAGCGAGAGACAGGGCCUCUCUGCACUUGAAUUUUGCUAAUCUGAGAAAACUUCAAAGACAGUUGUUCAUGGUGAUUUUUUUUCCUUUUAUGUGUAAUCAGUGAAAUAUGGAUAUGAUGUUCUUAAGACUUUUAAUUUUCCCCUUUUAUGUGUUGCUUCUUUGUAGAAUAAAAAUUGAUGAUCUCUUUAUUGAGACAUUGCGUAGAAUGGGAAAAAAAAUCAUAGAAGUCUAUAUUUAUAUAUAUGUGUGUAUGUGUGUGUAUAUAUAUGUAUAUACAUAUAUAUAUAAAUAUAACAUUUGAAGAAGGCCUUUUGUAAGGUUGAUUAUUUUGCAGGAUUAUUAGACAAAAUUCAUUCUUGGAGGAAGAAGACAGAGUGUCCUCUCUAAACAAGAAACUUUAAGGUAGAUGGUUUGGUGGACCAGGGUACAUCUACAGUAGACAACAAAAAAAAAAAAAAAAGAAAAAAGAAAAAAAAAAAAGAAAACCCACACGAAAACCAACAACCAAGUUAAACCAUGUUAAAGGUAAACCAUGUUAAAGGUAUUUCCCGUCAAUAUAUUACAUUUCAAAAAACCAUCUAGAAUCACUGUGACUUGUUACGGCAUUUUAAGGAAAUUCUCUGUCCUGUCUAAUAAAAGGAAAAAGAAUACACAA
Messenger RNA from Falco peregrinus (peregrine falcon), 2706 nucleotides. It is a transcript of the gene MNT, whose product is annotated as MAX network transcriptional repressor. Gene Ontology annotation, biological process: regulation of transcription by RNA polymerase II. Gene Ontology annotation, molecular function: RNA polymerase II cis-regulatory region sequence-specific DNA binding; DNA-binding transcription factor activity, RNA polymerase II-specific; protein dimerization activity. The record is from RefSeq and is a predicted model, not a curated record. The transcript is spliced from 6 exons. NCBI's taxonomy places the organism in Eukaryota, Metazoa, Chordata, Aves, Falconiformes, Falconidae. The coding region runs from base 182 to 1891 and encodes 569 amino acids.